AUGGGAUUCAUCACUCAGACAUUUGGGAGCACAUUUAGAACAUCGAAUACACAUACCUCUACUCAACAAACAGCUCCAACUACACGCAAGCUUCGUCCAAAAUCCAAGCACUCGAAAGACCUUACCCGCUCAGUACAGUGGGCAGCAUCCUCCACUGCAGACCAUUCUCUAGUACACGGAGCCGCUGCAUACAAGAAGCGACGUCACGCUAGCACCGAUGGAGGUUAUAUGCACCCAUACCCAGUUAUGGUGACCGAUGCUGGACAUCAAUCAUGUUCUUCAUCUGUAGGGUCUGACGAACCGCUGAUACUUCCUUCAAAUGGGAGGGGAAAACUAACCACAGGCAAUUCUUACGAGCCGAACCAGAAUCAGUCGCCGUACACUAAUAUUGGUCGGCCAUCUACUCGAUCGCAGCCUCGAUUUGAAGCCCGUCCCCCGACCACCAACCUACUUGACACCUCUGAACGCUCUGAACUCGUUCGUAGAUCCCGCAAAUUAGAGUCUAUACUUGGAGAAACCCCUCGGUUGCUUGAUAUGACUGAUGAGCAUGAUGUUGCGAAGACAUAUCGCAAAUUGGAGGAUCGUCAAGUGGGUACGUCCAACACGAUUCAAUCUCGACCCGCCUCGUCUCCUGGCGAGCGCCCGAAGUAUUGGCGAAGCCUCACCCUAGAUAACAUCUCUACUGGAUCGCCUCAAUCUCAUCGACCGGGCUCUUCAUCUCGCCACUCAUUCCGACUUGAUGAUGAAAAUACAUCUGCUACGCCACGGAGCCCUUACCAGAGGCCGGGACCAGGCCCACGGUUUAGUCGGGCUAGCUCCACCGCUCGACGUCCUCCAGUGCUACGGCUCUCAGCGACCCCGACACAUGAUGUUGGCCACCCUUACCUAGGACGCAGGCAUUCAUCAGAUCUUUCAGUUCGAAGGGAGGCUUCGUUGAAUAGCGUGGACAUGAACGUGACCUGCGAAAGCGGAUCGGACAUAUCAGCUCCCACAUGCCCGAGUUUCGAUACCAGUAGUAUCGGUUCAAGCACGAUGCCAACGUUUGCUCGUCCACGCUCUCCGACUUCUUUUUUGGAUAGCGCAUCCUUGUCUUCAAAGAUUAGCUUGAGUGACUCGGUGAUCAGUGCCAGCGUGGGCCCACCUGGCCGUUCGGUGUUGAUCAAUCAGUCGUUGCCUCCAAGUCCCACAACUCCCUUGACACCGGUUCUUACUCAGGCAGAAGAUGCACGUCGUAAAAUGCGUAAACUGGCUCGUCAUCUUGGAGAAUCUGUACCCGCCGACCUGGUCCUGGGUAUUUCCGGGGCGAGACGCGCGCGCCAUGAUCAUCUCUCAGAGGACUCAGCACCCCAAUUCCUACAAAUCCCCCCUUCAGGAUUUGCCAAGGCCAAUGCUAGUACCGGUGCACGACAGCCGUUCUGUCUCGCUAAACCUCCCAGUGGACAUCGCAAGACACGGUCGGUUUGGAAAGAGGGGAACGAUGGGAAGUCCGCAUCCUCUCGCCCAAUGGUGCGCCGGGCAUCCUCCGUGGAACAACUCCGUAUCGAAACCCCCACCCAAGCCCAGUUAAUGGGGGCGGAAAAGGCAAGGAAUGUGCAUCGCGCAGUGAAAAUGCUCCAGAUGUUCGGCGCUCCACCUCCUCAUGAACUAUACACCAAUAUCAAGUCCCGCUCAUUGGAUUUACCACCCGACUCGGUUAUAAUCAGUGUUUCGCCCGCGCCACCCACCAACCCACGCGCGUCCGUGAACAGCUUCAGAGAUUUGGCCUACAUCCUGGACCACGAUAACCGAGAUUCGCUUCUGACUUUGAUUUGUGAUACUAUGCCAAACGCUGAUUCUGGCCCCUUUAAGGAUCAAGGUGGCUCCUCUUCACAAUCGAAGGAUGUAGAAGAGUCAUUUCAAGCAAGGCGUGCUCGUGCCAACAAGUUGGCCAAGUUUUUCGGAGUUACUUACCGAGAUCUCUUUGAUGCUGUUUGCACUGAAGACACUCAGGCAACUGAAACGAACACCACUGAUGGUUUAUUCUCCCACCCUGCUCUAAGAUGCCUCCCGGAAUCUGUCCAUGAAAGCGGGGUGGUCACUAAUGAUGGAUCCAAGUGGGUCGAACCGAAGAGCGUCGAAGAAGUAUUGGAUCGGCUCCGUGCAAUGAAAGCUUCGCGCUAG
This is a messenger RNA of Rhizoctonia solani, 2160 nucleotides long. RefSeq lists its product as uncharacterized. The transcript is spliced from 3 exons. Bases 1 to 2160 code for a protein of 719 amino acids. The record is from RefSeq and is a predicted model, not a curated record. NCBI's taxonomy places the organism in Eukaryota, Fungi, Basidiomycota, Agaricomycetes, Cantharellales, Ceratobasidiaceae.